Messenger RNA from Aspergillus campestris IBT 28561, 3112 nucleotides. RefSeq names its product putative MFS multidrug transporter. Gene Ontology annotation, molecular function: transmembrane transporter activity. The record is from RefSeq and is a predicted model, not a curated record. NCBI's taxonomy places the organism in Eukaryota, Fungi, Ascomycota, Eurotiomycetes, Eurotiales, Aspergillaceae. The transcript has 6 exons. The coding region runs from base 320 to 3112 and encodes 930 amino acids. Gene Ontology annotation, biological process: transmembrane transport. Gene Ontology annotation, cellular component: membrane.
AAGUUACCGGCGAUAAGUGAUCAGUAAGUUUUUUUUAUAACCAGAUGAAAAAAAAUGGUAACAGGAAAAGUUAACCAGACUGUAUAUAUAGAUCAAGUCUGUUCCCGUCCUGAAUAUGAAGUCUUCGGAUAUUUCUGUGCUUGUUGAUAUCUUGCUUCUUUCAACAUCAUACCGUACUUAUCGACCCUUUCGACCUGACUGAUACCUAGUAUACCUGGGAAUUAUAUCGUCAUUAUCAUUCAGUCGAUCUAUUCUUGUUGAACAACUUAUUCCGAACAACCUAUUGUUAAACGACUCAAACAACAUUCGAUUACACCGCAUGGUAUUCGGUGCAACUAUGACACAAUUCAAGGCCCGCGAGGCCGGCGACCUCUCCAAGGUCGAAUCUCCAGCAUAUCGCAAAAUUCCAUACUGGCGUCUAGUGGCCGAUCAGGGCGUGGUGACGCAGGAGAUCGUGGAUUAUCCCUACCCCGGCUCGGGAACCGAGGAGGACCCCUACUCCGUCACUUGGAUUCCAGAUGACCCCCGCAACCCCAUGACGUUUAGCAACGUCAAGAAAUGGUCCAUCACGAUCUUGGUGGCCAUUGCGACACUGGCCGUGGCCCUGGUGUCGUCCGCAUAUACUGGUGGCAUGUUAGAGAUUCAAGCGGAAUUCCAGGUCGACAGCGAGGUCGCGACGCUCGGUGUCUCUCUUUUCGUCCUUGGAUUUGCCGUCGGUCCCCUCCUCUGGGCUCCACUGAGUGAGAUGUUCGGUCGUCAAGUGGUCUUCUUUGGCACCUAUAUGGCGCUCACGGCGUUCAACUGUGGCAUCGCAGGAUCGAAGAAUAUCUGGACGCUGGUCAUCCUCCGAUUCUUCGCCGGUUCCUUUGGCUCGUCCCCGUUCACCAAUGCCGGUGGCGUCAUUGCCGACAUGUUUAGCGCCAAGACCAGGGGUGUUGCCAUGAGCAUGUUCGCCGUCGCUCCUUUCUUGGGUCCAGUUAUCGGUCCUAUCAUCGGUGGCUUCCUGGGCAUGAAUGCCGGAUGGCGAUGGGUCAUGGGGUUCCUGGGUGCCUUCUCCGGUGCGGUCUGGAUCAUGGGUACCGUGCUCGUUCCGGAGACCUACGCACCCGUCCUCCUGCGCCGCCGCGCCGAGAGACUGUCUAAGAUCACUGGCAAGGUGUACCGGAGCGAGUUGGAUAUUGAGCAGGGCAAGAUGUCUCCCCGCGAUGCGUUCGCCACUGCCCUGUCGCGUCCGUGGAUUCUGCUGUUCCGCGAACCGAUCGUCUUCUUGCUUUCUCUGUAUAUGGCCAUUGUGUAUGGCACGCUCUACAUGCUGUUCGCCGCCUACCCGAUCGUCUUCCAGUUCGUCCGUGGCUGGAACCAGGGCGUCGGCAGUCUUCCAUUCUUGGGUAUCAUGGUGGGCAUGCUACUGGCGGUGACCUACAGUUUUAUCGACAACCGGCGUUAUAUCAAGACCCAAGCCAAGCACGGCGGGUUCGCUCCGCCCGAGGCUCGGCUGCCUCCCUGCAUGGUUGCGUCCAUUGCCAUCCCCGUGGGCCUGUUCUGGUUCGCGUGGACCAACUACCCCUCCGUCCACUGGAUGGCCCCCGUGGCUGCCGGUGUCCCCUUCGGCUUCGGCAUGGUCCUGGUGUUCCUGGGCAUCAUGAGCUACCUGAUCGACACGUACACCAUCUUCGCCGCGUCGGUGCUGGCAGCCAACUCCGUCAUGCGGUCCAUCUUCGGUGCCGUGUUCCCGCUCUUCACCACCUACAUGUACGAGGAUCUGGGCAUCCACUGGGCCUCGUCCAUCCCGGCGUUCCUGGCCGUCGCCUGCGUGCCGUUCCCCUUCCUCUUCUACAAGUACGGCCACACGAUCCGCAGCCGCUGCAAGUUCGCCGCCCAGUCCGAGGCCUUCAUGCGUAAGAUGAUCGAGCAGGUCAAGCCGACGACCUACGACGGGGCCGCGGACGACGAGCAGGCCCAGAUGACGGCGACCCACGACGGAGCCGCAGACGAAGAGCUUAAGGAGGUCGAGCUCGAGGGGUAUGACCGCACCGAGGCUCCGGCGCCCGCGCGCCCGAUAUCGAACGGAUCAGUGUCGGACGUCGAGGAGCUUCCGUCGAUGCAGCAGAUCCGCAGCAAGGCCUCGACCCGGACGGUUGGAUCCUACCACCACUCAGUGUACGACGGGAACCCGUACGAUAUCGACCGACGACGACGACGACGACGACGACGACCCUACGAUCCUCCACACCCUCUCGCAUCCGACCCCGACGAAACAACCACACAUCAUCCACCUCCCCCGAACCCCCCAACAAGACCACUCCCAACCCCACCUCAAACAAAACGACCCCCCUCCCCCGACGCCGGCACCCCAGCCACCACACCCUCACCCUCGACCGCUGCGCCGCCAUCGCCUGCUACCAUCCCCGCCGGUUCGGGGUCGCGGCGGACACUGCGCCAGGUUAUUGUGCAAGGGCCGCUGGGGAAUCUUGGACGGGCGUACUCGCGCGUCCAGGCUAGACGACCCUAUGCGACGCAGCUGUGGAGUUCGGUGAUUGUUUAUCUGUGUGGGGAUUUGAGCGCGCAGUAUUUUUUUCCGCCGGGUGGGGGGAAACCGGUACGACAGACAGGAGGAGGAGGAGGGUAUGAUCCGUGGAGGACGCUGCGACAUUUAACAGUCGGUGCGACGUCGAGUAUUCCGUCGUAUAACUGGUUCAUGUUCCUCCACCACAACUUCAACUUCGCCUCCAAGUUCCUCUCCAUCCUGACCAAAGUCUGCGUGCAGCAAGCGGUCUUCACCCCCGUCUUCAACACCUACUUCUUCAGCGUGCACUCCCUGCUGUCAGGCGCGUCGCUGGAGGAGACCUGGGAGCGGCUGAAGAAAGCCCUCCCUGUCAGCAUCGUCAAUAGCUGCAAGCUGUGGCCGGGUGUCACGGCGUUUAGCUUUAUGUAUGUGGCGCCGCAGUUCCGGAAUAUCUUCUCGGGUUGUAUUGCCGUUGGGUGGCAGACUUAUUUGAGUUGGUUGAAUCAGAAGGCCGCGAGGGAGGUGGAGGCUGCGGAGGUUGCUGCUGAGUUGGCUUCGACUUCGUCGCCGUCACCGGUUGAGGCUUCGAUUGUGUUGAAGGCGUAG